ACUCCUCUCCUACUUAUUAGCGCCGCUCUCUUCGCCGCCUCGAAUUUCCGGCGAUUUUCCUUCGUUUUACUUUCGUCGAGCUUCUCCGUCCCUGUCUCCGUUCCUGUCUCCGUCGAACGAGAUAUGUCUUUUCUCUCUCUUCGUGUCCAACGCGAAGCCUCUGCCCAGACGAUUCCUCUGGAGAAUCUCCCUCUUAAAUUGGGGAUGUUUUUUGACCGUUUCCCCAAUUUGGCAGCUUCUCCAAUUUUCAGUUCAAUUGUCAAGAAGGGUGAAGAAAUUGAAGAGGAAGAGAUGGUGACAGCUCUGUCAAUGGUGUUUCUUCAUCCAAAAUAUACAGCUCCCAUGACCUAUUACUUCUCUGCCGUAAUCAGACUUGUUUUAGAUAAAGUUGUGAGCCUUCUCCAGCUAGUGGGUGAUCUGAGAUCAAAUCCUGACCAUUCCGAUGAUGAAUCGCUUCUUGAUCAUUUCGUGAAUAGUGGUGUUGGGAUAAUUGAUUACUAUGUUCGACAUGGACGAGGUUUGGAACUUCAUGAGUGUGCUUGCUUGGCCUUCAGCCGUGCCCUUCAUUUAAAUAUGUCUUUGUUAGGUUCUGUCCUAAAUUAUUUCAAGUUUGCUCCAGCACCUCAUGAACGUCUUGUCAACGAAAUGAACUCAGGGAUAUAUAGAGAGGUUGCAUCUGUAUACUUGCCUGGUGUGCAAGUAACAUAUCGUUUUCUCUGUAUUAGUCGUGAAGUUUUCUCUGAGUUAUGGGAUUGGUCUUGUUUCUACGACUCCAUGAGGAAGCUUUCAGAAUGUUCUAAACAACAAAGAGAUUUAUCGGAAAAGCAUAGGGAUGCUAUAUGGGUUGGUGAACAAAUUCUUUCCUGUGUCUUGAUAUGGAAUGACAGAGCCACAGAAGAAGUAACAGAACGUUUUGGUCUUGGAAAAGAAGAAGCAUUUUCAAGCUUAUUGCGUUGGCAGGAAUUUUGCCAGGAUGUAGAAAUUGAGAAGGCUGGAUUGUACAUUGAGUUUCCUACCCAUACGGGGCUGGGGUCAUUGAAACGGUGCACAGAUUUCUACCAUCCUAGUAAUCUGGAAUAUUUGGCUAACUGCCCGCAAUCAUCACAGCUAGACAAUCUUGAGCCCUUGCGAAAGAUUCGGAGGCUUGACGAUCGGGGUGAUAGAUCAUUUUCUGAACCAUUUGCCAUCAACUCUAGAGCGAAGAAAAGUUAUGAAAUGGCCUCUCUAGCUGUUAGUCAAAAGCGACCUGUUCUUCUAUAUGGUCCUUCGGGUUCUGGUAAGACACAUCUCAUUCGAAAGUUGGCUGAAGACAGCGGGAGCCAUGUUAUAUUUAUCCACAUGGAUGACCAACUUGAUGGGAAAACCUUGGUUGGCACUUAUGUAUGUGCCGACCAACCUGGAGAAUUCAAAUGGCAGCCUGGUUCAUUAACUCAGGCUGUCAUGAAUGGCUUCUGGGUUGUUCUCGAGGACAUUGACAAAGCACCAUCAGAUGUCCCUCUUGUAUUAUCACCUUUGCUUGGAGGUUCAAGUUCAUUUGUGACCAGUCAUGGAGGGAAAAUACAGAUAGCAGAUAAUUUCAGACUGUUUUCAACCAUAUCUACCUCUGAGGGCAGCAUAUCAAACAUUAGAGAAGGUGGAAGUGCUCUUAGUCCUCUUUGGAGGAGAAUUCUGGUCCGUCCGCCGGAUACAGAAAGCUUGCAAAGUUUGCUUGCUAGAUAUCCAAGCUUGGAGCCUGUUUCCAAGAAAUUCAUUGAAACAUUUGAAAAUGUUAAUUCUGCACUUUGUUUGCAAUUUACAAGUUCGCGGACUGAAAACCCUACUUCCUUCAGAUCUCCAAAUAGAUUUUCACUGAGAGAUUUAAUCAAGUGGUGCGAACGAAUUAAUGGUUUGUCUUCGUAUGACAACAAUAUGAUUUAUCAAGAGGCAGCUGAUAUAUUCUCUGCUUCUUAUAUGUCCUCUCAAAACCGGAUGACUGUUAGUCGAAUUAUUGCUAGCAUUUGGAAUGUUCCUGUUUCUGAGGUUCAGUAUAAGCCUACAAUUCAGGAUUUUUCUGGAAUUCUGAAAAUUGGAAGAGUUUCUCUUGAACGUGGUGAAACUGCGUCACAUGAUAGGUCGAGAUUUGUUGAAACACGCAUCUCUAUGCACUUGCUCGAGAAAAUAGCUCGAUCUGUUGAGUGUAAUGAGCCAGUUCUCUUAGUUGGGGAAACUGGUACAGGGAAAACAACAUUGGUGCAAAAUCUGGCUUCGUGGUUGGGGCAGAAACUCACUGUUCUGAACUUGAGCCAGCAAAGUGAUAUAGUGGAUCUGUUAGGUGGUUUUAAGCCUAUCAAUGCAAAACUCAUGUGCACAUCUCUGUACAAUGAAUUCAAUAAAUUGGCAAGACUAUCAAGGAUGAAGGAUGAUUCAGGAAUCAUGAAAUGGCUGCAAAAACGUUUUAGGGCCAGGAACUGGGAAACAUUUCUGAGUGGAUUGAAGAAAACUAUUGAUUACCACACUGGAGACAAUAAUGAAAAAAAAAGGUUUGGAUCUUGUAGGAAAAGGAAGAAACAAGAUGGGAUUAAAGAUUGGGUUGCUCUUUCAGGCAAAGUAGAAAAAAUUCGUCAGCAGAUUUGCUCAGGUGGAAUGGUAUUUACCUUUGUGGAAGGUGCUUUUAUAACAGCUCUCAGAGAAGGACAUUGGAUUUUACUGGAUGAGGUCAACUUAGCCCCGCGUGAGAUAUUGGGCAGACUUGCUGGUGUUCUUGAAGGGGCAAGAGGUUCGCUUUGUCUUGCUGAAAGAGGGGAUGUCAAGGGCAUUAUGAGACAUUUGAAUUUCCGUAUAUUUGCUUGUAUGAAUCCAGCCACAGAUGCUGGUAAACGAGAGUUGCCGUUCUCCUUCCGCAACAGAUUUACAGAGUAUGUUGUUGAUGAUGAAUUGUGUGAUGAUGACCUGGGUAUUUUUGUGAGGCGGUUUUUAGCUGGACGCGGAUCUGAUAGCAAGUUAGUCAGUAACAUUGUUUGCUUUUACAAGGAAGCUAAAAGGUUAUCUGAAGAAAACUUGCAAGAUGGUGCAAAUCAGAAACCACAGUAUAGCUUGAGAUCUCUUUACCGUGCACUUGAGUAUGCCAGAAAAGCAGAAAGCAUUGCUGGAUUUGAAAAGGCAUUAUUUGAUGGAUUUUCCAUGUUUUUCCUCUCUCUCUUGGACGCUUCUAGUGCUAAGAUCAUGAACCACAUGAUUAUAAAACACAUCUUACGGAAACAUAGUUCUCCAGUUUCAUCCUUUUGUCCCAGCACCUACUUGGGAGAACUAUGUCAUGAAUCCAGCUCUGAUGAAUUUGUGAAGAACUAUGUCAUGACAAAGACUGUAAAGAAGCAUCUUGACCAUCUGAUGCAUGCCAUUUUUAUUAAAAAGUAUCCUGUUCUUUUACAAGGACCAACAUCCAGUGGGAAAACAAGCCUUGUCAGAUAUCUAGCAGCAUUAAGCGGGCACACGUUUGUCCGAAUCAAUAAUCAUGAGCACACAGAUAUCCAAGAAUAUUUGGGCUCCUAUAUGACCGAUUCCUCUGGGAAGCUCAUAUUUCAUGAAGGUGCAUUAGUGAAGGCUGUUAGGAACGGGCACUGGAUAGUCUUAGAUGAACUCAAUUUGGCCCCGUCUGAUGUUCUGGAGGCACUUAACAGAUUGCUUGACGAUAAUAGAGAACUUUUUGUGCCUGAACUGGGCGAGGCGAUUUCAGCACAUCCUCAUUUCAUGCUUUUUGCUACCCAGAAUCCACCUACACUAUAUGGUGGACGCAAAAUGCUUUCGCGUGCUUUUCGUAACCGGUUUGUGGAGAUCCAUGUUGAUGAAAUUCCAGAAGAUGAACUCAGUAUAAUUCUUAAAGAGAGGUGCCACAUUGCUGAAACCCAUGCUUUGAAAAUGGUUGAAGUGAUGAAGGACUUGCAACUACAUAGGCAAAAUAGCAAAGCUUUUGCUGGAAAACAUGGAUACAUAACGCCUAGAGAUUUAUUCCGAUGGGCUGAUCGUUUUAGGAUUUUUGGAAAAGGUAAUGAAGAUAUAGCCAGAGAAGGGUAUUACCUUCUUGCAGAGAGGCUGCGGGAUGACGCAGAGAAGCAAGUUGUUCAAGAGGUUUUGGAGAGACAUCUUCGUGUUGCUCUUGCUGAAGACGUCUUAUACAAAAGAGAUAUGUUUGGUUUGGAUAAAUCACUUCGUUUGAGAGAUAUCAUGCAGAGUAGAGCUGUCACCUGGACUAAAAAUAUGUGGAGAUUGUUUUUUCUUAUUAGGCGUUGCUAUGAACUGCGUGAGCCUGUUCUUCUUGUUGGUGAAACUGGAGGAGGCAAAACAACCAUCUGCCAAUUGCUUAGCCAUGCUCUGGGGCUAAGAUUGCACAUUCUUAAUUGUCAUCAAUUCACGGAAACUUCUGAUUUCCUUGGUGGGUUCUUUCCUGUCCGGGAUAGAUCUAAAUUAGCUGCUGAAUACGAAAACCUUGUCAAGAAGUUGAAGCUCUCCAAAGCAUUGACUCAGCUUGACCAAGAAAUUGACAUUUCCGCUGAUAUUAAUGAUGCAGAGUUGUCAAUUAAAGCAUUGGAUGCAGUUCUCGAAAAGUACAGAAAUGAUUUGACGAUGGAUACAGGUAUCCGGCAGCCAGAUUUUGAUGCUUUUGUGAAAAUGAAGAACGAUCUGGUUGUGUUGUAUCAGAAGUGGCGUGCAGUCUUUGUUUGGCAAGAUGGGCCCCUUGUGCAAGCUAUGCGAGCUGGUGAUCUCUUAUUAGUGGAUGAGAUAUCUUUGGCUGAUGAUAGUGUGCUAGAGAGACUGAAUAGUGUGUUGGAGCCUGAGAGGAAAUUGUCUUUAGCUGAGAAAGGUGGCCCUGAAUUGGAGGAAGUCGCUGCCCAUGAAAGCUUUUUGGUUCUUGCUACUAUGAAUCCUGGUGGUGAUUAUGGAAAGAAAGAAUUGUCUCCGGCACUUCGCAACCGAUUUACUGAGAUAUGGGUUCCCCCUAUUAGUGAUAUCGAUGAACUUACAAGUAUUGCACUUUCUAGCCUUUCAGAACCAAAGGAUCCUAAAAUUGUAGGUCCCAUUGUGAACUUUUGGGAGUGGUUCAAUCGAUUGCAGAUUGGGAGAAUGCUCACAGUCAGAGAUCUCCUCUCUUGGAUUUCUUUUGUCAAUGUCACUAGAGAAAACUUAGGACCUGUAUAUGCUAUUUCUCAUGGGGCAUUUCUCGUGGUACUUGAUGGUUUAAGUUUAGGAACUGGUUUUUCUAAGAGAGAUGGGGAAGAGCUGAGGGAAAAAUGUUUCUUGUUUCUUUCUGAACAGUUAAAGGUUUUUGCUAGUGAUACAUUACCUUCAGAACUUUCCAAACUGGAGCAAUAUGGCUGGGGUGAUUGUGAAACAGUUUAUCAGGGAAAUAAGAGUGUUUUACGUGGGGAUAUGUUUGGUAUUGAUCCUUUUUACAUCAGAAAAGGUGAUGAGAAUACCGAGACUGGAGGAUUUGAAUUUUUAGCUCCAACAACUCGUAAAAAUGCCUUGAGGGUAUUGCGUGCAAUGCAGCUUUCUAAACCUAUUUUGUUAGAAGGCAGCCCAGGCGUAGGAAAAACAAGUUUAAUUAUGGCGGUGGGUAAAUAUUCUGGCCACAAGGUGGUGCGCAUAAAUCUAUCAGAGCAGACUGAUAUGAUGGAUUUGCUGGGUUCAGAUUUGCCAGCCGAAAGUGAUAAAGAGAUGAAGUUUGCAUGGUCUGAUGGAAUCCUCUUGCAGGCGUUAAAGCAAGGCUCCUGGGUUUUGUUAGAUGAACUUAACCUUGCCCCACAAUCUGUUCUGGAGGGUUUGAAUGCGAUUUUGGAUCAUCGCGCUCAGGUCUUCAUUCCAGAACUUGGUCGUACUUUUGAAUGUCCUCCUACUUUUAGAGUUUUUGCAUGCCAGAAUCCUUCUUCUCAAGGCGGUGGCAGAAAAGGUCUUCCAAAAUCUUUCCUUAACCGAUUUGCCAAGGUUUAUGUGGACGAGCUGGUGGAAGAUGAUUACUUUUUCAUCUGUAGCUCACUUUACCCAUCUAUUCCCCGGCCUUUGCUUUCUAAGCUUAUUACUUUUAAUAGACGGUUGCAUGACGAUACAAUGCUAAGUCGUAAGUUCGGUCAGAAUGGUUCACCUUGGGAAUUCAAUCUGCGUGAUGUGAUUAGAUCCUGCCAAGUUGUGCAAGGGGCAGUGAACGACAUUGAAAUUGACAACUUUCUGAAUGUUGUUUAUGUUCAAAGAAUGCGUACUGCAAAUGAUCGCAAAGAAGUUCUUAGUAUCUAUGAGGGGAUUUUUGAUCGAAAACCUUCGAUAAACAGUUAUCCUCGAGUUCAGCUGAAUUCUUCCUACUUAAUUGUUGGAAGUGCUUCUAUUAAAAGGAACUUCACUCAGUCAAACAUUUCGAGUGAGCAACUGAAGAUUUUGCCUGAAAUCCGUCAGAACUUGGAGGCUGUUGCACAUUGUGUGCGGAAUCAAUGGCUGUGCAUUCUAGUAGGACCAUCAUCAUCUGGGAAAACUUCACUGAUCAGAAUAUUAGCUCAGCUAACAGGAUAUGCUCUUAAUGAGCUAAAUCUCUCAUCUGCCACUGACAUUUCUGAUUUACUUGGGUGCUUUGAGCAAUAUAAUGCCUUCCGAACUUUCAGGUUGAUUGUUGCUCGAGUUGAGCACCUUCUUAAUGAGUAUAGCAGCUGGUUAUUGGAAUCUUCCUCAGAGACCUUCUUAAGUGAAAGGAACAACUUAGUUUCCAGCUGGCUUUCUUUUUUAUCUACUCUAAACUCCUGCCUCCUGGAAGGUUCUCCAUCCUUCCUGAAGGACUCUUAUAGCCUUUCUGACUCACUCUCUAAGUUAAUGGAGAUUAUAGCUCUUCUAAAGCAGGCAGUGGAUGAAGGCGCUUUGCAUGCUAGUUGCUCAAAGAAGAAUCUGGACCAAAUCGUGAAGACAAUAUUGAAGCUGCAAACUUACGAGAAAAAGCCGACAACAAGAUUUGAAUGGGUGACUGGUAUGCUGAUAAAGGCUAUAGAAAAUGGAGAAUGGAUUAUCCUAGAGAAUGCAAAUCUGUGUAAUCCCACGGUACUUGAUAGAAUCAACUCUUUGGUUGAACCGUGUGGAUCAAUCACCAUAAAUGAGUGUGGAAUUAUUGACGGUGAACCCCUUACUGUCACCCCGCAUCCAAAUUUCAGGUUGUUCCUUACUGUUAACCCAAAUUUUGGUGAAGUAUCAAGAGCAAUGCGGAAUAGAGGUGUUGAAAUAUUUAUGAUGGAGCCAGAUUGGCAACUGGAUGAUGAGGUUGUUGACAGCGAAGAACUUUUAGUGAGAGGUGUUGAGAGGUUUCUUGCUUUAUCAGGCAUACCAGGUUACAAGUUGGUGGCUUCAAUGGCCAAAGCACAUGUUUAUGCAUGGUGUAAAGGUCAAUGCUUUAAUGCACGGAUUACAUAUCUUGAACUUGAACAAUGGGUUAACUUAUUUCAACAGCUGCUCAUGAAUGGCAAUCAACCUCUACGGAGCCUACGACUAAGUUGGGAGCAUAUCUAUCUUUCAUCCCUUGGUGAAGAUGAUGGAAAAGAAGUAGUUGAUGAUGCUCGUGAUGCUUAUUUGUCAGAGAUAGAGCUGUCUGAUUUUAUUUCAUCUAUGGGCCAGGGUCUUUGCUUGCCUGGGGGAUGGCCAAAGCCUCUUAACUUGAGAGAUUUCACAAGGUAUUCAAGAGAAGUUACUGUCAGGCAGAAUUGCAUGUACCUGGAGUUCUUAGGGGCUCAGCAUGCAUCUCAUGAAUCUGAUAUAACCUGCAACCGGAGAUUCAUAGACAGAGAGUUUGCUGCUGGUGAAUUGAGAACAAUUUAUACAAUUGAUUCUUCGAGAUUAAGAAAGCUCAUGUUUCCUAAAGCUGCCAGUGGAUCUACUUGUGUGGAAAAUGCACCUAAAACUAAGCUGGAUUCAGUUUUAAAAAUGCUGUUAUACGCUGCCAACUGGGCAAUUGAGCAGGCAACUGAAAUGGAUAUUCAACUCUAUCUUCGCUGGUUUACAUGGUUUGAUUCCAAGUUGCAGCCAUACUGUCCGUUUUUCCAGUUCUUUGUCAGUAUGCUCAAGGAGGAGUUGGAGCAUCCAAUCUGGUGUCAUAUACUUAGAUGCCGACAGGACCUAAUGUCCCUCUGCCAGAUGGAUUGUGAUGCUAGUCCUAACCCCAUGCUGUCCUUAAAGCUGAUUGAUGUAGCUGCAUCGUAUGGCCAGCCCAAUGAAUCUAGUAAAUGUCUCUUUGAUUGUCUCAACUCCACUGGGGUUCUUCGGCUUUCCUAUCAGCAGUGGUUUGCGGAAAGAAACUAUAAUCACACCGAUGUAUCUCUGUCAUUUGUAACAUUUCUGAAAUCCCUUCAAAGACUGGAGAAGAAACUGCUAAACAUGCUUGUUGGAUCUCAUGAUUUUAGCGUGUUGAUUCAACUCUACACCCAACUUAUUGAAAAGCAUGCACUCUUUUGGUCUGCUUUGGUCUCCUCACAAAAUGAGAAUUUAGUGUAUUCCUUCCGGUCUGUGAUAAAAGCUGUUAAAAAUUUACUGGGCUCUUUUCCUGAAGAAGUUCAGGUGGUCCUGGAUGAAAGCAAAAAUAUGAACAAGAUAUAUUUGCAUGGUCACACUGAAAAAUCAUUGCUAUGGGCACAUGGUGGUCAUCCUUCCAUGCCAGGUUCUGCAGAACUGUACAAUAAGCAGCAGGAACUUCUGAAAUUGUGUGACACCGUUUGGCGAGUGAGAUUAGAAUCAGAUUAUCGAGGGAAUGAUUAUUUUACCCGAGUUAUGGCGUUCUGUUGUCCUGAAAUUUGUUCUCUUGCCUUGCAAGGCCUUUGCAUGUCAUCAUAUAUCACUGACAAAGAUGAUGAAGACAAUAUGGCUGCUGUUCAGUUGGAUGAGAUAUACCAGAUGCUUUUGAGAAGGCUGAAAUUUGAAAGAGAAAGGCUGGACGCUGGGAAUGAUAGCCUUGAAAAAUCUUCUGCUGCUUGCUGUGUUUUACUCCCAGAGAUUUUGGCUACUGGAUCUGGUUAUGGCAGUUGGUUACAAACGAAUCUUCUUGCGUGCAGUGAAAGUUUUUAUUUAGAUGUGGAGUUACUUAAUGUACUUCAAAACCUUCUGCUGGUCCAUUCCACCAUGCCCUCAGGGUUACAGCAGGAUCUUGAGAACAUUUCAAGGCUGCUUGAGUGUGCUCUAAGUUAUUCAUUAUCCUCUUCAAGGCCUCCACAAACUCUUGUGGCUCAUCAAAAAAUCCUAUGGACAAUUGAUGCACACAGCUCUACAGUAGGAGUGGACACCAAAAUUGCUGGUUCUGUUCUUGAAAUGUGGUAUUGGUGGCAUUCAGUUCUGUGGAAUCAUAAUCAAUUCCCUCUCAUGAAUAUCUCAGAGAUCGAUGGUUAUUGCAUUCCACUGCCUUCUAUGCUGAUUCAGCCAGCGAAAACAGUUACUGUUUCUCAGAUGCUGCAAAGUGUAUAUGCCAUCAAGGAUUACCAUGUUCAAUCAACCAAGUUUAGAUUUGCUUCCCGAACUCUAUGGAAAAGCUCACAGCCCAAGCAAGAGAUGCCUGCGUUUCUGUUAUCAAUUGCACGGUCUCUCUUCCAACAGGUUAUAUGCACACACAAAAAGUCAUUUGAGCCGGGCAAAUUUGCGGCAAUUAGCUCCACUCUUCAGGCCGUUGAGAAUAACCCAGACAAGUUGGAUAGACAGCUCCUGAUCUCAUUGAUUGAGUCAACAAGUCAUCAGAGGUUGAAGUCUCUAACUCACUCAUUUGUUGAUACAUUGAUUCAGCAUCUCUAUCUUGAUUGCUCAUCAAAUGAUUUCUACUUCAAUCUUGGCUUAACCUGGUUAAAUCUUGGAGGACUUCGUUUCCAUCUUUUGCAUAGCUUUGAUGCUAUAGAUCCAGCCACAAAGAUCACAUGCAAACUAUCCGAACUAGAAGAGAAAAUUUCAUCCCUUGAGCUAAACAUGAAGGUUCGGGAAGAAUGUGAGUAUCUCGCAGGAUCACUUUAUCCUGGAGAAAGUUACAAAAGAAUCAAACAAACAUUAGAAGGCCUCGUUACUGAGCAUAAAAGGCUGCAAAGGAAGAUUGUUUUUCGCCCUGAUCCUAAAAAGUACAAGGAGUUAAGUCGAGAGCUCAACGAGUUUGCAAGAUUUGUUAACCCUGUACAUCUUGUCGAUAAUAUUAAAAAACGGGUCUGGAAUCAGGUCAUUGGCCAGGUUUGCACCUGGCAGGAUACAGCAGCUUCGUUUAUCGAUCGACUAUCCAAUGAGUAUUCUGAAUAUAUGGAUAUAACUCAGCCGGUUCAAGUUGCAGUGUAUGAGAUGAAAUUGGGUUUAGCUCUCAUUGUCUCUGGAGCUUUUUUGGAAAAUAUUCUCAAUAAAGUUGGGAUAGAGAAGGUUGAUUCAGUCAUGGGAGCAAUUUAUGCUCUAAUGAGAUUUCCAAGAGGUUGCUCCUCAGCUCCAUUUAUCAAUCACAAGAGUUCGCCGUUUCUGCACCUUUCUCAUGGUGCAGAUUCUCGUGCAAUAUCCUUAGGUUUGGAUGUCAGUUUACUGCAGAAAUUGAUCUCUGUUUCAAAUUCAGAAGAUGCUGGAAAAGUGUCUCAGUUGCAACUCAAGGUUGUUCUCUACAAAGACCUUCACUUUCGUAUUUCACAAUUUGUAGCAAAUGCAAAGAUAAUGGAUAAAGAUUCAUUUGAGUUACUACAUAAGAUAUAUCUUGAACUGGCAAGCAUUUGGAUGGAAAUGAAGUUUCAAGCAGAAUCCAAAGCAGAUUCUAUUUCUCAGCUGUACAAGUUCCGUGUUCGUGACUUUAAAAUCGAAAGUGUGAUGGAAGUGGAUAUAUCUGGUCUGAGCAAGCAUUUAGCAAAUGAUAGUUUCUCGGAAUGGCAAGAGUUUUUGGCUGAUGGAGAUUCAAAUUACACAACUCAAACGGAUCAGGAGGAGGAAAACCUAGAGGAUGAGUGGAAUCUGAUGCAGGAGCAUCUGGAUGAUAUAUUUAGCUCCCACAAUGAAUUAUUUGGUUCUCUCAACCUCUGUGGAAAGCCUGAAAGGUUCUGUAUGACAGACAACAGAAGACUGGGUUCCUUCAAGGAUUCCUAUGAACUUGGAAUCAGUGUGAUCAAAGGUCUAAGGGGCUUAUUUACUUCAAGUGUGGACGCGAGACUCGUACCAGAACACCUUCUUCGUCUCUGCUUAGAGUAUAAGCGAAAUUUCACUUCACCCCAUCAAUUUGCCAGUAAAUUUAACUUUUACAAGGAUUCAAAUCCUCUGGAACUGGGAAAGAUGGUCCAGUUGCUCACUGGACUUCAGAUGAGAAUCUGUUCUCUCUUGCAAGAACAGGAGGAUCAUACUGGACUUCACAAACUCUCUGAUGUUCUUCAAAUGCUCUUGGAUAUCCCUUCAAGUACUCCUCUAGCUAAGGCUCUUUCGGGAUUGCAGUUCCUGCUGUGUAGGGUCCGCAUGCUGCAGGAAGAAGGCUGUAAAUUCUCCAUUUCUGGUCUGUUGGAACCAGUAACUGCUCUUGCAAGCUCAUGGCAGAAAAUGGAAUUUGAGUGUUGGCCUACAUUACUCGAUGAGGUUCAAGAUCAAUAUGAAAUAAAUUCUGGGAAGUUGUGGCUUCCUCUGUUUACAGUUCUGUUUCAGAAGGACUCCGGUAGUAUUUCAGAGAAUGAAACCGAGUUUAUUACACAGAGUUUGGUCGAGUUCAUCGAAACGUCCAACAUUUGCGAAUUUAGGAAACGCCUUCAGCUUCUUUUUGGUUUCCUUGUUCAUUUAAGUAUGGGUUGCUCGCUGGGGAUAUAUUCAAGUGAUUUUCAUAAGAGGAACCUGGAAAUUUGCUACAACCUUUUUGGAUUUUACAUCCAGUUCCUCCCGGUUGUAAUGAAUCAGAUUGAAUCAAAUAGAAGAAAUGUUGAGACCGAGUUAAAUGAGCUUCUGAAACUGUGUAAAUGGGAAAAGCUAGAAAGUUAUCUGUCUAUUGAGACCAUUAAAAAAGCCAUCACAAAUCAAAUGGUAAAGCUAUUACUGAAGAACUUUGAGGACAUGUUAAGGCAGACUGUAAUGCUUGUUAAGCAAGAGUUUCCGCAGCAAGGAGUUCAACUUCUGCCUCAAUUGUGUCCCGAGCUUAUGAAUGGGGCAUCCAACACGAGCACCGAGGUUCUGGCCAUUGCGUUAGGAGCUCGACAAAUGAAUAAAGGGGACAGUUUGUCAUGGUAUUCCGUCUGGAGGAAUAAAUUAAAUGAAGCUGUGGGGGUCUCUCGCGAUCAAUUGCAGCUUGAAACAAGAUCUCUGAUGGCUGAAGAUGUUGCGAGUGUCAUAAGUCAGUUAUUAGAGCACCAAUCUUCUUACUCCAUCUAUCAGGAUGAUUGGAAAAAUGUGUGGAGUACAAUUGCUAGGGUUGGUGGCAGGAUAAUUGGUUGCGCAGAUCUAUGGAGAGACGAUGACAGACGUGUUGGGAAAAAGAGGGCGCUGUCUGAACUUCUUAAGUUAUUAGAAAUUAGUGGUCUGCAGAAACACAAGUUUGAAAAUGUGGAGAUAUCAAACCACUUAAAAGGAAUGCUUGCACAGCCAUCAUAUGAUCCCCAACAUCUGCUGUCGACAGACUCCGAAACUAGCACACAUCAUCCUAGGGAAGUUGAAGAUCAAAACCAGAAAACUUCAGAUUCUGACUGGAGAGGCGCAAAUCAAUUUUAUUUUAAGAGCUUGGCUUCAGUGCAGCUAUUGCUAGAGAUUGGCCGUAAACACACAGAUAUUACAUAUGAGCAGUUUAACCGGUCAAUCUCUUUCCUCAACCAUCUUGUGGAAAUACAAAGGGAGCAAAGAAAAGCUGCUUAUUGCUUUGAUGAACUUCUCAAGCGAUAUCGCCAACAUAUUUCAUCUUUUGAGAAGAUAUUGAAAGAUUCAUUUGAUUCUAAGUCAAGGGAUAGUUCUGUGCUCAGUUUUCCUCGAAAUCAACAUGCUAUCUUCAACUGCAUGUUGCAACAGAAGCAACUGUUCGAUAAGCUUAUUGCAAUUUUGUACGAUGAAUCUGCAUUGCUGAGAACAGUUAGAAGUGCCCACUUGAACUCUUGUCAAGAUGUGAAAGCUUCAUCAAGUGGUGUCCUUGACUUCACUGAAAGUUUAAUUCCCAUUGUUGAAAAAUCUAAGGCAUCACUGGAUAGGUGCCUUGGUUGUGACGGAGCUAUUACCGCACCAAGUGACUGUCCAGAUCAAAAGCUUGUCACAAAUCAAAUGGUAAAGCUAUUACUGAAGAACUUUGAUACACUUAAGGAGUUGGAGGAGCAAUAUUCCAGUUUCCAUAGAGAAGGCAUGGGCAAAAGUUGUGUCAGAGAUGUUCUUCUAAGUCAUUUUGAUCCAGUGUUUGAAGAGGGGAAAUUGCUGGCGAAGCAGCUAAAUUGUAUACUUGAGGUGGAAGAGCAAUCUACUGGAAUUGAGUUUAAGGAACAAACUGCUUUUGAUGGAGUUCUUGCCAGUACAUUUGGAAGUAUCAAGUGUGUUCUCCGAAAGCUUUGUUCGUACAAGGACAAAAGUGGUUCUCAAGAACAAGGGAAUAUUACUGCAUGGAAUUGUGUAGUCAAGAAAGCAGAAAAUGACCUGGACCUUGAUAACCUAUGUUGUCUGCUUUCACAAACACUUAGUUCCAUUGAAAAAGUAGUGAACUCUUCUGGUAGCCUUCCAGCUUCUGUAGGAGAACAUUUGAAGCACCUGCAUGUGUUCCUUGAUCUAAUAUUGUACUUUGGCGACUGUUUCCUUAAAGAUUUUCUGGGGAUGAGCAAAACGGUGUCAAUGAUAACCCUUGAGCUUGCUAGUGUCUUGGCGGAUCUGUUCACAAAGGGGUUCGGAGUGUCCACAAAAGAUGAAGACUCUAGUGUUGACAAAUCGCAAGCGGCAGCAGGUACUGGAAUGGGAGAAGGUGUGGGAGGAAAAGAUGUGAGCGACCAAAUAGAAGAUGAAGAUCAACUGAUUGGUACAUCUGAAAAGGGUGAUGAAAAGCAGGAUGCUCCAGAUGAGGUGCUGGGUAAUGAUAAAGGCAUAGAGAUGAGCAAUGAGUUUGAUGGAAAAGAACAUAGCAUCAGCGAAGAUUCCGGAGAAGACAAGGAAGAUGGGGAAAGCGAGGAUGAACAAUUGGACUCUGCGAUGGGAGAGGCAGGAUCUGAUGCUGAAGUAGCUGAUGAAAAACUUUGGGACAAGGAUGAAGACGUGGAGCCAGAAAACAAGAGUGAGAAGUAUGAAUUUGGACCAACUGUUGUGGACAAAGACACUAGCUCUAGAGAGUUGAGAGCCAAGGAGGAUGAUGCUGUCACUACCGAUGAGCCUGAGGAAUUUAACACUUCUGGCAUACAUGAAGAAGGAAAUGCUGAGAAUGACGAUCAGGAUAAUCUUGGUGACACGGAAAACCUGGAAGAUAAUUGUCAGAGCAAGGAAGAAGCGUUUGCAGACCCAACUGAACUGAACCCUGAGGUGGGCAAUGAACAAACUGAUGAUGCCAUGGAGGUUGAUGAAAAGGAAGAGGAUGCAAAAGAAGAUGCAGAUCAUAAUGAAGAAACUUGUCCAGAAGAUCAAAAUGAACCUGAAGAGGUUGAGAAUGGUCACGAAAUUCCAGAGACUGCUGAUGAAUCUAUGGAGGCAGGGGGUGAGGAUGUGCCUGGAUCUCCUCAAAAAGAUUGUUGUGGUGAUGAUCUUGAGCAGAAUGCAGGAAUGGAGCCGACAGAAGAGAAGGAAGAUGUAAUCGAACAUAAGAAUCCAAAUUCGGGUGGCGAUAACAUGCCUGAUGUGGAAUCUGGAUCACAAACUCUUCUUGGAGACCAUUCAUCAGGGGCAGGAAGUACAGCACCCCAGGAAAACUGGUCUAAUAAUAAUGCAACCGAUAAUCUUGCAGCUUCAUUAGAUUUGCCUUCUGGUACUAACCUUGAGGGGAACCUCAUGGUGUCCAACACAUUGAAUGGUGAAACAUUGACAGAUAAUGCCCUAAAGAUGGAAUUGCCUCAGAACCAAACAUAUUCUUCUCAACAAACCAAACUGAACCCUUACAGGCAUGUUGGUGAUGCAUUAAAGGAGUGGAAAGAAAGAAUUAGAGUUUCCACAGACCUUAAUGGAGAAAGACAAGAGGGUGAGGGUGAGAUUGAGGAUUCAGGUUCUGGUGAGUAUGGAUAUACUUCUCAGUUUGAUGAAGGAACUUCACAAGCUCUGGGACCUGCAAUGUCUGAGCAGGUGAACACACACAUAAGAGACAUGGAACCUGAGGGAGAAAGAGUUGAAGGGCAUCAGAAUGAAGUGGUCAAGAUGGAUAUAGAUGCAGUGAACCCCCCAAACCAACCCGCCGCCGUCCACUCUAACUCAGUGAUGAGGAAUAAUAACAACCCUGAACAAAUCCAGGCACCAGAUACUGACAUGAAAAAUCAAGAGGACUUCCCUGUUAAUGACGUCAAUGAUGGCCAUGGCGGAAUGGACUCUAUGGUUUCUAUUGACAGAUCCUUUGUUGGGGAAGAUGUGUACAACCCACUCAGAGCUCUGGUGACUGAUCAGGAUACGGGAAAAGUCCACGAUACUGAAGAAGAUCCUGAUGCCAAAAGUAAUGCAAUGAUUAGAUGGAGCAGAUGUGAGUUGCUUACUGCGAAAUCAUCUCAGGAGCUGGCUGAGCAGCUGCGUCUUAUCUUGGAACCCACGCUUGCAAGCAAGCUCCAUGGUGAUUACAGAACUGGCAAAAGAAUAAACAUGAAAAAGGUUAUUCCAUACAUAGCAAGUCAGUAUCGGAAAGACAAAAUCUGGUUGAGGAGGACAAAACCUAGCAAGCGUGAGUACCAGGUUGUCAUUGCUGUUGAUGAUUCACAAAGCAUGUCGGAAAAUGGUUGUGGUGAAUUUGCGAUUAGAGCCCUCAUGACCGUUUGUCGUGCAAUGUCUCAACUCGAAAUGGGAAGUCUGGCAGUUGCAAGCUUUGGGAAGGAAGGAAACAUGAGGACAUUACAUGAUUUUGGUCAGUCUUUCAGCCGAGAGGCUGGGAUUAAGAUGAUCUCGGGUUUGACGUUUAAACAAGAGAAUCUCAUCAAAGAUGAACCCGUGGUCAACCUGUUGUCUCAUUUGAAUGAAAUGCUCGAUUCUUCAGCAACCAAGACACGAUUUUCCUCGGGUAGCAACCUGCUGCAACAACUUGUACUGAUCAUUGGUGACGGAAAAUUCCACGAGAAAGAGAAACUGAAACGCAGUGUAAGGAAUUUCCUUAGCAAGAAACGGAUGGUAGUAUUUCUGCUUCUCGACAACGCGGAAGAAUCAGUUAUUGAUUUAAAGGAGUGUGUUGUGCAGAAAGAUGGGAGUAUAAAAUUCUUUAGAUACUUAGAUUCAUUCCCAUUCCCUUACUACAUUGUACUGAGAGACAUUGAAGCAUUGCCCACCACACUUGCUGAUCUGUUGAGACAGUGGUUCGAGCUCAUGCAGAAUUCGAGGGACUGAUUCUUCAAUCUCUGAACCUAAGUGAAUAGAAACUCGGAAGUGUUUUGCAGCAGUUGGGAAGGAUAUAAGACGAGACUACUGAUGAAGAGAACUCUUGGUUUUUUUGGUGUAUAUGCACACGAAAAUGUCUCGUCUCGAAAUAUGUAUCAUAACAUUUUAAACUGUUAUAAAAUAUAUUCAUUUUUUA
Tarenaya hassleriana is the source of this 16606-nucleotide messenger RNA. RefSeq names its product midasin-like. Lineage: Eukaryota; Viridiplantae; Streptophyta; Magnoliopsida; Brassicales; Cleomaceae. Gene Ontology annotation, biological process: ribosomal large subunit assembly; rRNA processing. Gene Ontology annotation, cellular component: preribosome, large subunit precursor; nucleus. The coding region runs from base 124 to 16419 and encodes 5431 amino acids. Gene Ontology annotation, molecular function: ATP hydrolysis activity; ATP binding. The record is from RefSeq and is a predicted model, not a curated record. The transcript is spliced from 76 exons.